Messenger RNA from Neohortaea acidophila, 6031 nucleotides. RefSeq names its product chitin synthase 5. The transcript has 2 exons. Gene Ontology annotation, molecular function: cytoskeletal motor activity; ATP binding; chitin synthase activity. The record is from RefSeq and is a predicted model, not a curated record. Gene Ontology annotation, cellular component: cell periphery; cell septum; myosin complex. Lineage: Eukaryota; Fungi; Ascomycota; Dothideomycetes; Mycosphaerellales; Teratosphaeriaceae. The coding region runs from base 316 to 5913 and encodes 1865 amino acids.
CGCGUAUUCUCUAGUCGAGUUUCAUCAUCCGACGCUGUGGAUUGAUGAUUCAAUGUUUUGGCGAUCCGCGACCCCGGCACCCAAGCUAACAUCUUAGCGCCAACACAUUGACAUCUCGAACAGGCAACUCACGCCUGCAUUGUUUGUGCAGUACCUUUGUCGAUGUACAGUUGAACGGCAGCAACCACCAGCAUAUCUCACGGCAUUCAAACGAAUCAUUUCUAUUGUACAGAAGGGCGGUGACAUACACCCUUCCAUUCGCACUGUUGUCGGCCAUCCGACGCCCGGCCUGAAGGCCAGAGGGAACACACCACCAUGCCUUCCCCAUACAUGCACGACUCGAACGCCUCGCUCCCUUCUCUCCCGCCAUACGAACAAUCCGAUGCAAACUUGACGGCGCAUCUGGCCAGCCGGUAUCAUGCACAACAGCCCAUCAGCUAUCUCAGCUCUGGAGCGGUCAUAUCAAUCAACACUUACAACUCCUCGGCCAAGGGACCGAAUGGCGCAAAAGAUGGUUCAGCAUUGGGUGCUGCCGAAGAGCUGGCAAGUCGAGCCAUCACAAGACUCGGACACCGACAGGAGAAUCAGGCUGUUGUCUUCAUGGGCGAGUCCGGGUCAGGGAAGACGACACUUCGAUCACAUGCUUUGUCCUCCCUGCUAUCCUUCUCGUCCACUCCUUUGUCCAAGAAGCUGUCCUAUGCUGCAUUCGUGUUCGAUGCUCUUACGACGACCAAGACGGCUACGACCCCGACUGCCUCCAAAGCAGGUUUGUUCUACGAAUUGCAAUACGAAACGGGAUCCAGUCUGCAACCCGCUCUCAUAGGCGGCAAAGUCCUCGACCAUCGACUAGAAAGAAGCCGGGUGACCUACGUGCCAGCUGGAGAACGCAACUUCCACAUUCUCUACUACCUUGUAGCUGGCACUUCGCCCGCCGAGAGACAGCAUCUGGGGCUCGACCAGUCGAUGGACGGGCAGAAGCGAUGGCGAUAUCUCGGCCACCCCUCCCAGCUCAAAAUCGGUGUCAACGAUGCCGAGGGAUUCGAAAAUUUCAAGACCGCGUUGCGAAAGUUGGAGUUUCCGCGGGAGGAUAUUGCACACAUGUGUGAGAUUCUCGCGGCCAUCUUACACAUCGGACAGCUGGAAUUCCAAGUCACCCAAUCCACCGCGCCUGCAGCGGAUGAGAGUGGUGGCUACGGCCAGGAAGGUGGUGAGGAUGUGACCACUGUCAAGAACAAAGACGACCUCGCCAUCAUCGCGGCUUUCCUCGGCGUCCGAGAGCGAGACUUGGAGCAGUCCAUGGGCUAUCGGACGAAGACGCUACACCGGGAACGUGUGACUGUCAUGCUUGAUCCCAAAGGCGCAAAGGAGAAUGCAGAUGAGCUGGCCCGUACCCUCUACGCACUGCUAGUUGCGCUGAUCAUGGAGAAGAUCAACCAAAAGAUCUGCGCCGAUGAGGAGGCCGUAAGCAACACCAUCUCCAUCGUCGACUUCCCGGGCUUUGCCAUCGAGCCAUCGACCAACAGCACUCUGGACCAACUGUUGAACAAUGCCGCCUGCGAGUCACUCUAUAACUUCUGCCUCCAAUCCUUCUUCGAGCGAAACGCCGACCUGUUGGACACCGAAGACGUCAAGAUCCCGCCGACCAGCUACUUCGACAACAGUGAUGCAGUUAGAGGCCUCCUGAAACCAGGCAACGGACUGCUCAGCAUCCUCGACGAUCAAAUGAGGCGCGAUAAAACCGACGUACAGCUUCUCGAAACCUUCCGUCGACGCUUCCAGGGCAGGAAUCCCGCGAUUGAAGUCGUCGAAACAGCAAUCGAAACUCAGUUUGGAAACAACUUCCCGACUACAAAUCGUAAUGCUGGGUUUACCGUGCGGCACUUUGCCGGCGAAGUCGACUACCCCGUCGACGGGCUCAUUGAAGCGAACGGCGAGGUCAUUAGUGGCGAUCUAAUGAAUCUAGUGUCGUACAGCAACAGCAGAUUCGUGCAGGAGCUCUUCGGCCAAGAAGCUUUGAACAAAGUCACCCAUCCAAGAGACCGCACGUCUGUGACACAUGCUUCCGUCAUGUCGAAACCAUCUCGCAAGCCGAGCGUGGUCCGACGCAAUCGCGACAGUCGGCUGACUUCGGUCUCGGUCAUCGAAGAAGAGGAAGAUGACACCACCCAGCUGCGCAGAAGGUCGACGAUGCGUCGCGCACGACCCAAGCAAGACGCUCAGCAGCAGCAACAAGGGGCAUCAGCACAGUUUCUCUCCUCCCUCGAAACCAUCACGCAAACCCUCUCGGCUGCAAACACGAACCCUUACUUCGUCUUCUGCCUGAAGCCCAACGACCGCCGCAUCGCAAACAUGUUUGACAGCAAAUGUGUUCGCGAUCAGGUACAGACGCUUGGGAUAGCGGAGAUCAGCCAACGCCUGAAGAAUGCGGACUACAGCGUCUUCAUGCCCUUUGGCGAGUUCCUGAACAUUGCUGAAGGAGACGUGAGCGUGAUGGGCAGCGAGAAGGAGAAGGUCGAGAUGAUUGUGGAGGAACGACGGUGGACUGCAGACCAGGCGCGAGUCGGAAGCACGGGAGUGUUUUUGAGUGAGCGCUGCUGGCGGCAGAUUACAGAUCUUGAGGAUCUGGGAGAUCAUGGGCGGCCAUCUUAUGAUGGCGCUGGCGGGCUCUCCGAUCGGGAUUUGAAGACUGGAUUUGGUGAGCCAACGGCCGCCUUGCUCCCAUCGGUUCCCUACGACGACGACAAGUUCCCUGGUUAUGUCGGAAAUCGAGACCAGGAUGCGAAGAGUGAAACAGGCGUUUCGGCAUUCAGAGAGGGUGACAUGUUCCGCAAUCUGGACACGAGGUCCGAACUGGCCGAGAAGGGGAAUGAGUUGAAACUCGACAAAGUUGAUGAGCGAACCGUCACCGGCGCGCGGAAACGCUGGCUGUUCGUCGUCUACUUCCUCACCUGGUGGCUUCCCGAUGUCUUUAUCCGGAUCUUCCUGCGUAUCAAACGGCCGGAUGUCCGCCUUGCGUGGCGAGAGAAGUUGGCGAUCAACAUGAUCAUCUGGUUCUCGUGUUUGUCCGUCUUGUUCUUCAUGAUCGGCAUGCCUCGUCUCGUGUGUCCCACGCAGAACAUUAUCAGUCCGGCGGCGCUUACUUCGAAGAAUGGCAAGGAUGGCGAACCGGCGUAUGCUUCCCUUCGAGGCAUUGUGUUCGACUUGGGCAAGUUCUCCGUCGGCCACUAUCCCACCACCAUUGUGCCGCAGACCUCGCUGCUCAAUUACGCCGGCACGGAUGUCACCAAUCUGUUCCCCGUCCAGGUCUCAGCCAUGUGUCAAGGGAUGACUGAAGAUGGCAUUUCGCCGGCCGUCCAGCUCAACUACCAGACUUACAACUACACCGGUUCCGUCACAGCCGCCAGCCUGAGCGAUAUGAACGCACAGUAUCACGACUUUCGAUGGGCCACGAACGAUUCUCGACCCUUCUGGCUCACCUCGCAGAUGCUCAUGUUGGAGAGCAACUACUACAAAGGCCAUCUCGGCUACUCUCCACAGUACCUGAAGACGCUGGUCGACAAGGACUCCAUGUCCAUCGCCUACAUGUACGGUCGAGUGUACGACUUCACGCAGUACGUCGCAGGCGGUCGGUCGCCCCAGUACCCAGCCGGAUACACACCACCAAAAACCACACCCGACUCGAACUUCAUGUAUCCCGCCAUCGUGGAGCUGUUCCAAACGAACCCCGGCCAAGACGUCACGAAACUCUGGGAAGCGCUUCCUCUGACCGACUUCAUGCGCGACAGCAUGCAGAUGUGCAUGGACAACCUGUUCUACGUCGGCGACUUGGACACGCGCGGCAGCGUGCGCUGUCUCUUUUCGAAGUACAUCCUGCUCGGCGUCUCGCUGAUGCUGGUCUCGGUGAUUGCGUUUAAAUUCUUUGCUGCGUUGCAAUUCGGGCGCAAGACGACGCCGGAGAACUUGGAUAAGUUCUUCAUCGCUACUAUCCCCGCUUACACGGAAGACGAGGAGUCGUUGCGUCGUGCGAUUGACUCCGCUGCGCGCCUGCGGUACGAUGACAAGCGUAAACUGCUCUUCAUUGUGUGUGAUGGUAUGAUUGUCGGCCAGGGCAACGAUCGUCCUACUCCGCGCAUUGUACUGGAUAUUCUGGGCGUGCCGGAAACUGUCGAGCCUGAUCCGCUGAGCUUCGAAUCGCUUGGGGAGGGCAUGAAGCAGCACAACAUGGCCAAAGUGUACUCUGGCCUGUAUGAGGUGCAGGGCCAUAUUGUGCCGUAUGUGGUUGUUGUCAAGGUCGGCAAGCCUUCAGAAGUUUCACGACCUGGCAAUCGCGGCAAACGAGACUCUCAACUGCUCCUCAUGCGCUUCCUCAACCGCGUGCACUACAAUCUCCCCAUGUCGCCCCUGGAACUGGAACUGCACCAUCAGAUUCGAAACGUGAUAGGCGUCAACCCCACCUUCUACGAAUUCCUGCUGCAGAUCGAUGCAGAUACUGUGGUUGCUCCGGACGCCGCGACUCGUAUGGUUGCUGCUCUCCUGAACGAUGUCAGGAUCAUUGGUGUGUGCGGCGAAACCGCGCUGUCCAAUGCCAAGACCUCGAUGAUCACGAUGAUGCAGGUGUAUGAGUAUUACAUCUCUCACAACCUCACCAAGGCGUUUGAAUCGCUCUUUGGCUCGGUGACUUGUCUUCCGGGUUGUUUCUCCAUGUUCCGCAUCCGAGCGGCAGAAACGGGGAAACCGCUUUUCGUUUCGCGAGAGGUGGUUGAGGACUAUGCGGAGAUCCGCGUCGAUACGCUGCACACCAAGAAUCUCCUGCACCUAGGAGAAGACAGAUACCUCACGACGCUGCUCCUGAAGCAUCAUCCAAAGUACAAGACGAAGUAUACGAUGCGCGCCGAAGCUUGGACGAUAGCACCGGAGAGCUGGUCGGUCUUCCUAUCGCAACGCCGCCGCUGGAUCAACAGCACCGUGCACAACCUGAUCGAGCUCAUCCCCGUGAAGCAACUGUGCGGCUUCUGCUGCUUCUCCAUGCGCUUCGUCGUCUUCCUCGACCUGCUGUCCACACUCGUGCAGCCCGUCAUCAUCGGCUACAUCGCCUACCUCAUCUACAUCUGCAUCUCCAGCCCCUCCACCGUCCCCGUGACGGCAUUCAUCCUGCUCGGCGCUAUCUACGGCUUGCAGGCAAUCAUCUUCAUCCUGCGCCGCAAGUGGGAGAUGAUCGGGUGGAUGCUCAUCUACAUCCUCGCGACGCCCGUCUUCGCUUUCGGCCUGCCGCUCUACGCCUUCUGGCACAUGGACGAGUUCUCGUGGGGCAGCACGCGCGUCGUGACGGGCGAGAAGGGCAAGCAGGUCGUCGUGUCGGACGAGGGCAAAUUCGACCCGGCUACCAUUCCGCACAAACGCUGGGAGGAAUACCAAGCCGAACUGUUCGAUGCGCAGGCGCUGAUGCAGGGCCACUUUGCCGAUGACUCCAAAUCGGAGGUGUCGGGCGUCACGUACGCCACGAAGCAUUUCCAUGCGCAGGACCCGAGUCAAUUCUAUCAGCAUCGUUCCGGCUCGGCGCUGAGCCAAAUUGGUUUGCAACCCUCCAUGCACUCUCCCCUCGGCGGCGGCGCCUACGGCUACGGCAACGUCUCGCAGAUGACGCUCCCUCCCUAUCAGGCUGAAGCGGGCAGCAUCUAUCACGGGCAAGUGUCGUCGUCAGGUUUCGAUUUAGACGAACAGUUCGCGGACGCGUUGCCGAGUGACGACGCGCUGUUGGCGGAGAUUCGCGACAUUCUGCGCACGGCGGAUUUGAUGAGCGUUACGAAGAAGAGUAUCAAGGCGGAGUUGGAGAGGCGGUUUGGGGUUGGGUUGGAUGCGAAGCGGUUGUAUAUUGGGAGUGCUACGGAGGCGGUUCUGACGGGGCAGCUGUGAGGAGUCUUACUAUAAUUUUUUUUUGGAGUAGUGGGGGAUAGCGAGGCGUUGAGGUUAUUUCUUUGGAUAGUUCAUAUGUUCACUCGACACUGCAGCUUUUCCGCAGCGCAUCACAUGC